AUGGAGAAUGAUUUGCCAACUCAUGAAGUCCAAUCAUGUCGCAAAUUGGACUUUGAAGAUGUUGACUUGCAGGAGAUAAAUGAUAAUGCCUUACCUCUUUGUAUUACUGAUGGCAAUCGAGGAAAUCAAAUUUUUCUUCCUUUGGCUAUACCGGAUGACUUGGUCCCGAAACUUGACAUGGAAUUCGAUACUGAAGUAGCAGCCAAAAAUUUUUACCAAAAAUAUGCUAAAGCAUCUGGUUUUGGAACUCGAUUGAGUAAGGGACAUAAAGACAAAAAUAGUGAUUUGAUGUUGGACAGGGUUUUUUGCUGCUCCCGUGAAGGAAAAAAGCCAAAAGACAAACGCAAUAUGAUUGUUAAGUGUCCUCGUCCAGAAACAAGAUGUGAUUGCAGUGCAAGGAUGAAAAUUAGCUGUAGACAAGGUGAAAAAUACCGUGUUGUGCAAUUUGUUGCUGAACAUAAUCAUGAGCUAUCAACUCCAAGCAAAACUCAUUUAUUCAGAUCUCAUAGACAUCUGACAAUGGCACACGAAGCUGAAAUAGAUAUGGCCCGAAGUUGCGGAAUUACACCAAAACAAUCGAUUGAACUGAUGUCGAAACAAGUUGGUGGACGAGAAAAUCUUGGGUUCAUUCGAGAUGAUUUAAAAAAUUACUUACGAUCCAAAAGAUCCAUACCAAUGAUGCAAGGUGACACAGGAGGAGUCUUAGAGUACUUACAAGGCAUGCAAUUAGAGGAUCCAAAUUUUUUUUACGCCAUUCAAGUAGAUGAAGAUGACUUGAUAACUAACAUAUUUUGGGCUGAUGCAAAGAUGAGAACGGAUUUUGCUCAUUUUGGUGAUGUGGUUUGUUUUGAUACAACUUAUAGAAAACACAAAGAUGGGAGGCCAAUUGCAUUAUUCGUUGGUGUAAAUCAUCAUAAACAAACUACUGUUUUUGGGGCUGCUUUAUUAUAUGACGAGACAAUUCUGACAUUUGAAUGGCUGUUUGACACAUUUGCUAAGGCUAUGAUGGGAAAAAUACCAAGAACUAUUCUUACAGACCAGGACGGAAGAAUGGCAACAGCUUUGGCUUCUCAAUGGCCAACAACGUAUCACCGCUUAUGUAUAUGGCAUAUCUAUCAAAAUGCAGCAACGCAUCUAGCUGAUGUCUUUAAAGAUUUUCAAAAUUUUGCGACAGAUUUUAGUCACUGCAUAUAUGACUAUGAAAAUGAGGAUGAUUUUUUUGAGGGAUGGAGUGAAAUGCUAAAAACGUAUGGUCUGGAAGACAACAAGUGGUUGAAGAAAAUGUUUGAUAUAAAAGAGAAAUGGGCUUUAGUGUAUGGGAGAGAAACCUUUUGUGCUGAUAUGACCACAACCCAACGAAGUGAGUCCAUGAACAGUGUGAUAAAGAAGUAUGUAAGUUAUAAACAUGGCUUACUUGAAUUUUUUGAACACUUCCAAAGGCUGUUAGAUGAUCGUCGCUAUAAUGAAUCUGUAGCAGAUUUUAAAGGCAAUCAAAGUACGCCGGCAAUGACAUUUUCUUGUAGGAUUUUACAGCAUGCAGCAAGUGUAUAUACACAUGAAGUGUAUGAAAAUUUUAAGGAGGAGCUAUGCAAAGGGAUUGAUUGUAAAUGGGAAGUUGAUGGUGACUUAGGAAAUCAAAUGAGUUACAGAGUUACACCACAUGGUAAGACUUCCCACCAUCUUGUAACUUAUGAUUCAUCCACGAAUUCAAUUUGUUGUAGUUGUAAGAAAUUUGAAUUUGCUGGAUUUUUGUGUUCACAUGCACUAAAAAUAUUGAUGACUCUGAAUAUUGUAACAAUUCCGGAUGCAUAUAUAUUGAAGAGAUGGACAAAAGCAGCUAAAACAGGAAAUGUGCAUGUUUCCAGUGAAAGUAGCCCGGAAAUGGAGUUAAAGGCAAAAUUAAGUUUUCGUUACAAAGAAUUAUCCUAUCUAUAUAUGCAGCUGAUGACAAAAGCUUCUGAAUGUGAUGAAGCUUAUCAAAUUGCUAAAGAUGGAUUUUGGAAAAUGUCAGAACAAAUGGAUGCAUGUUGUCAAGGGAAAAAGAAAAUGAAAGAAGUGCGUAUUGAAGAACAUUGUAGUGUGUAUCAAGAUGUUGACACUAAUCCAUCUGAAAUUGCCUAUAAUAAAAUAAAAGGCAUCAAAGUGAAAGAAAAAGUCACCUACAAGUCGAGCAAGAGACCAAGGAGUGCACUAGAAAUGGCUACUAAGAAACGCAAGUACAAGGUGAAGGAGAAGUUUUCAUCGAAAAGAUUACAGGAAUUUGGAAUUUCAAUAGAAGACAUCUACAAUAGGCGAAAUCCCACAAACAUGACACAAUUAUUGCAAACGUUGGACCCUAACUUAACCCAAGGCUAUGAUUUGAUGUCUUCAAGUUCAAUAGCACACCACCAGCGUCAAUGAGUUUUGUAGGG
Molecule: messenger RNA, 2411 nt
Organism: Coffea eugenioides
Lineage: Eukaryota; Viridiplantae; Streptophyta; Magnoliopsida; Gentianales; Rubiaceae
Product: protein FAR-RED IMPAIRED RESPONSE 1-like
Exons: 3
Coding region: 1-2400 (799 amino acids)
Biological process (GO): regulation of DNA-templated transcription
Molecular function (GO): zinc ion binding
Source: RefSeq, a predicted model, not a curated record